UCACAGGCGCCGAUGGAUUUAAAUGUCCAGUACAUCCAGUGGACAGUUGCUUGCUAGAUCGUUUCAUUUAACAAAUAAUUUCCACGGUGUGAAGAAUAAGUGACUUUUAUAUUUUACACAGACUUUUACCGUUUUUAUAUAUACUGGAAGAUGGCCCUUCGCCAUCGUGAUAUCGUCCCUACACUCCCCGACCGUGAAAACAUCACUGCAAAAGCAGGAAAAUCUCACCUCAUCAAACCAAUUGUCGUAACAAAACGACCACCCUUAGACGAGCUAAGCAACAAACUUCUCGAUAGCAAGAAGCCGGACCCCGCCAAAGAAGCAAAAGAAGCCCCCAAGCCCGUCCAACCAGCAAAAAAAGACAACCCCCCCGUCAACAAAGCCUUCUCUUCUUCCCAGCUACCAACCGCUCUUGAAAAUGACUCAGAGACGUGCACUGACCCCCAAAUGGUAUCAGAAUACCAGGGUGAUAUUUUCAAAUACCUCCACGAAAUGGAGCUGAAGUACCCCAUACGAGCGAAUUUUCUCGAGAGCCAUAAGUCAACGUCUCGAAUGCGUGCCAUUUUAGUUAACUGGUUGAUCCGCGUCCACGAGAAUUUCGGGCUCUGCCUCGAAACCCUACACAUGUGCAUUUCGCUGAUCGACAGGUACCUCCAAGACAACACUCAGGUGGGUCGGGAAAGUUUGCAGCUAGUGGGAACAUCGGCUUUGUUGAUCGCUUGUAAAUACGAGGAGAUGUACUACCCGGGACUGCAGGAUUUCAAGUAUAUAUGUGACAACACGUUUUCGACGGAUGAGAUUUUGAAGAUGGAGAUCAGUAUUUUAACGGCUUUGCAAUAUAAUUUAGGGAAACCGCUUUCCAUUCAUUUUUUAAGGCGAUAUAGUAAAUUAGCAGAUGUUAAAUUCGAACAGCAUAAUCUUUCCAAGUACUUGUUAGAACUGGCCCUUUUGGACCACGAUAUGUCACAUAUUAGACCUUCGUUGCAAGCUGCAGCUGCUUGUUGUUUAUCGAUUGCCAUUUUUAGCAACGCAACUUGUCCAUCUAAAGUAUGGACCGGACGCCUCGCACAGUAUUCUAAUUGUAAAUAUUCCGAAUUCAAACACGUAGUUGUUAAAUUUGCAAAACUGCUAAUAGCUACAGAAUCCUCAAAACAUAAGUCUGUUCAAGAAAAAUAUGCGGAUACUAAAUUCAAUAAGGUUAGUUUGAAUCCGAAAUUAAAAGGGUUUUUGGUUAAAAGACUGGCUGAGACUUCGCUGAAAGUGUGAUCCAUUUUUAUUAUUUUAAUUAUUGUAGUGCGUUUUAUAUAUUUUUACAAAAUCUGAUGAUGUUGUGGUAGUUGACAAAACAUUCUGUAAUACAAUUACACUAAAAUCGUGUUUGUAUUACAGAAAUUGUGGAAUAAAGGAAGCGUCUACAAAAUAUUUUGAUAUCCUUUAUUCUAUCAAUAGUUGUCCAGA
This is a messenger RNA of Zophobas morio, 1458 nucleotides long. Its product is annotated as G2/mitotic-specific cyclin-B2-like. The coding region runs from base 151 to 1266 and encodes 371 amino acids. Gene Ontology annotation, molecular function: cyclin-dependent protein serine/threonine kinase regulator activity. Gene Ontology annotation, biological process: regulation of cyclin-dependent protein serine/threonine kinase activity; mitotic cell cycle phase transition. Gene Ontology annotation, cellular component: cytoplasm; cyclin-dependent protein kinase holoenzyme complex; nucleus. The record is from RefSeq and is a predicted model, not a curated record. Lineage: Eukaryota; Metazoa; Arthropoda; Insecta; Coleoptera; Tenebrionidae. The transcript has 2 exons.